This is a messenger RNA of Angiostrongylus costaricensis, 600 nucleotides long. Lineage: Eukaryota; Metazoa; Nematoda; Chromadorea; Rhabditida; Metastrongylidae. The record is from the annotation of a GenBank genome assembly.
AUGUUGAGCAAUUUCGCAGCAUACUUAGCAAUUUCUUUCAGUUUCAUCCUAUCGGGGGAAGAUAGCACGCUUUUUGAUGCUUUCUCGACGAAUCCAUGUCCGAAAACCUACCCCCAUAUAGCCCGCUGGUACAGAAAUAUUGCAAGUUACGAUAAGAGCGAACGUAGUUCAUGGCUCUCUGCUGAUGGUUGUGUGAAGAACGAUGAAGAGAAGGAAAACGAUAUUGAUCUUUUCGGGUCUGACGAUGAAGAAGAUCUAGAGAAGCAUAAAAUCGUUCAAGAACGGCUGAAGGCAUACGCAGAAAAGAAGGCCGCGAAACCUGGUCCUAUUGCGAAGUCAUCUGUUAUUCUAGAUGUGAAGCCAUGGGAUGAUGAGACGAAUCUGGAAGAAAUGGAGAAACUCGUUCGUGGUAUUGAGAUGGACGGUCUUGUUUGGGGAGGAGCGAAACUAAUCCCAAUCGGUUACGGUAUCAACAAGCUGCAGAUAAUUUGUGUUAUCGAAGAUCUAAAGGUAUCCGUCGAUGAUCUAAUUGAGAAGAUCACCAGUGAUUUCGAAGACCACGUCCAGUCUGUCGACAUUGUUGCGUUCAACAAAAUUUGA